UUAGGUAAAAAAAUCUUGGCAAUAAGGGUGGAGGGCGACGAGCUGAGGGAAAGAUUGACAUGUGCGGAAGAAGAGAAUAAGGCCAUUAUGGACAAGGUGGCUGACCUUUCCUCUCUCCAUGAGUUGAAGGUCACUACAAAGGUAAUGACCAUGAAGGAGUUGACUGAGAUCAAGGACUAUGUUGUCCAAGAGCACAUGGAGGGAUUUAAGAAGGCCAUCCAUCAGAUGCACUUCUUCGUAGGGAGCGGCAUAUCUUGA
Messenger RNA from Sphenostylis stenocarpa, 258 nucleotides. Lineage: Eukaryota; Viridiplantae; Streptophyta; Magnoliopsida; Fabales; Fabaceae. The record is from the annotation of a GenBank genome assembly.